Molecule: messenger RNA, 609 nt
Organism: Penicillium subrubescens
Lineage: Eukaryota; Fungi; Ascomycota; Eurotiomycetes; Eurotiales; Aspergillaceae
Gene: ltpA
Product: tyrosine protein phosphatase LTP1
Exons: 2
Coding region: 1-609 (202 amino acids)
Biological process (GO): protein dephosphorylation
Molecular function (GO): protein tyrosine phosphatase activity
Source: RefSeq, a predicted model, not a curated record
AUGUCCUCAAAUUCCACUCAACAACGCCCCGUCAGCGUGCUAUUUGUCUGCCUGGGCAACAUCUGUCGGUCAACCAUGGCUGAGGGUGUCUUCCGGAACGUCGCUGAUGCCCAUCCUAUUAUCGGCGAGAUCGACUCCGCCGGCACAGGCGCUUAUCACAGCGGCGAAGGCCCCGACAGUCGGACCAUGUCCACCCUGCGCCGCCACGGGAUUACCAACUACCAACACGCUGCCCGCAAGGUCACCAAGGAUGAUUUCUUGAAGUUUGACUACCUGCUCGCUAUGGACAAGUACAAUUUGCGUGAUCUGCUGGAUGUGCGCGAGUCGGUUAUUACGUCGUUGCGCCGCAAGGCUGACCCCAAGUCUGCUGCGAAGAAUACUCGUGCUGCGUCUGAGGCGGCCAUUGGUGCGCAGGGUGUGGACGCUCAAAUCGCUGAGGUGCGGCUCUUUGGUGACUUUGGAAGAGGUGGAAAGCUGCACGAUCGUGUUGGUUGUGGUGAGGUCGUUGAAGAUCCUUACUACGGCGGCGCAAACGGGUUUGAGGAGGUUUACAAACAGGUAGUCAGAUUCUCCCAGGGCUUUAUCGACUAUCUCGAGAGGAAGGAGUAG